CCGCGCCCUGCGAAGGCAGCCGUCUUCCCGCCCCGCUCUCCGCGGCCCCGUCGUUUUCCCCGGUUCUCCCCGGGCGGCUUGCUGCCAUGGGCACCGACAGCCGCGCGGCCGGGGCGCUCCUGGCGCGGGCCAGCACCCUGCACCUGCAGACCGGGAACCUGCUCAACUGGGGCCGCCUGCGGAAAAAGUGCCCGUCCACGCACAGCGAGGAGCUUCGAGACUGUAUCCAAAAGACCUUGAAUGAGUGGAGUUCCCAAAUCAGCCCUGAUUUGGUCAGGGAGUUUCCAGAUGUCUUGGAAUGCACCAUGUCGCACGCAGUUGAGAAGAUAAACCCUGAUGAACGAGAAGAAAUGAAAGUUUCUGCAAAACUGUUCAUCGUAGGAUCGAAUUCAUCAUCAUCAACUAGGAGUGCAGUUGACAUGGCAUGCUCGGUACUUGGAGUUGCACAGCUGGACUCUGUCAUCAUCGCUUCACCUCCAAUUGAAGAUGGAGUUAAUCUUUCCUUGGAGCAUUUGCAACCUUACUGGGAGGAACUAGAAAACUUAGUUCAGAGCAAGAAAAUUGUUGCUAUAGGCACCUCUGAUCUGGACAAAACACAGCUGGAGCAGCUGUAUCAGUGGGCGCAGGUAAAACCAAAUAGUAAUCAAGUUAAUCUUGCCUCCUGCUGUGUGAUGCCACCAGAUUUGACUGCAUUUGCUAAACAAUUUGACAUACAGCUACUGACUCAUAAUGACCCAAAAGAACUGCUCUCUGAGGCAAGUUUCCAAGAAGCUCUUCAAGAAAGCAUCCCUGACAUAGAAGCCCAGGAGUGGGUGCCGCUGUGGCUGCUGAGAUACUCGGUCAUUGUGAAAAGCAGAGGAAUCAUCAAGUCAAAAGGCUACAUUUUGCAAGCCAAAAGAAGAGGCUCUUAACUACCGUGCAGGCUCACACCUCAUUGACCUGUGUUUAUCUUGAACA
Messenger RNA from Acomys russatus (golden spiny mouse), 957 nucleotides. RefSeq names its product glutamate-cysteine ligase modifier subunit (gene Gclm). The record is from RefSeq and is a predicted model, not a curated record. Gene Ontology annotation, molecular function: enzyme regulator activity; glutamate-cysteine ligase catalytic subunit binding. Gene Ontology annotation, biological process: glutathione biosynthetic process. Lineage: Eukaryota; Metazoa; Chordata; Mammalia; Rodentia; Muridae. The transcript has 7 exons. Gene Ontology annotation, cellular component: glutamate-cysteine ligase complex. Bases 87 to 911 code for a protein of 274 amino acids.